AUGGAGGGCAUCGACGAACAGUCCACCACAGCAGAGCUGGUGGUAUCGAGAGAGGAUAGGCAGCGGACGCGGAACAGACUGGCCCAGCGAAGACAUCGUGAACGUGAGCACACACUGAGUUCUACCUGCUUGCUCCCCGAGGUCAUGCAAACGAUUUGGUGA
Messenger RNA from Colletotrichum graminicola M1.001, 162 nucleotides. RefSeq lists its product as uncharacterized. The record is from RefSeq and is a predicted model, not a curated record. Gene Ontology annotation, molecular function: DNA-binding transcription factor activity. The transcript has 2 exons. NCBI's taxonomy places the organism in Eukaryota, Fungi, Ascomycota, Sordariomycetes, Glomerellales, Glomerellaceae. Gene Ontology annotation, biological process: regulation of DNA-templated transcription. Bases 1 to 162 code for a protein of 53 amino acids.